AUGUCGGCGGCUCCCGUUAUUAAAUCUAAGGGUAAAUCCAAGUCUGUAUUUAAAGUGCCAGCAAAAACUCCCGAAAUCUCUCCAUCCUCCACACAAACACUUUCACAAUCCUCGCCAAGGACGGAACCGUACGAAUCACCACCAAAAGAAAAUAGGAUAAUCCCUCAGGAGAUUAUUGACAAUUAUCGGCCGUGGGCCCCGCCUACUGAAGAACAACCUACCUUUGAAAAAAUAUGGGACCGACUAUUCUAUGAACCACAACGGAAGGAACAAGAAAUUGAACGAAGACGUGCAGAAGCUCGUGCUAAACUGCAAGCUGAGAUGGAAGCCAAACCAAUUGACUUCUUUUCUCAAUUCAAUGAAAUGGAAGAAUUCAAUCGUAUUCAUUUUGAUUAUAUUCGCCGAGGGCACGCUAAGAUUCGCGAUAAAUUUGGACCCUCACUUCCUGAACUUCCCUACCUAAUGAGUUUUCAAGAAAGCACAGACCCUAGUCUUCCAAAGCAACCAAAUGUAAAUGUCACUCCUCUUCACACUCGGAUGUUGACCAAGACGGACAAUCUCGGCAGGCAACAAUUUCCGGCGAAAUUACUUCCACCAAAUCGCAUUAUUGCCCAGCCUAAAUCUCGACUCAGGCAACCCUCCAUUGAUUCCUAA
Molecule: messenger RNA, 654 nt
Organism: Acaulospora morrowiae
Lineage: Eukaryota; Fungi; Glomeromycota; Glomeromycetes; Diversisporales; Acaulosporaceae
Source: the annotation of a GenBank genome assembly